AUGACAGAGGAUGAAAUUAAUACAAUGAUUGAUUCCAAAUCAUCGGAAAUAUUCAAUAGACAUAUACGUUCAUCAGAAUUAAAAUCAGCUUUUGAUGAUGCUAGCUUAAGGCAUAAUGAAAUAUUAAAUUUAGAAACAAAUAUCAAAGAACUUAGUGAUUUAUACAACGAUAUGAAUUUUCUCAUACAUGCACAGGGUGAAAGGGUGGAUCGAAUUGAUAGAAAUGUGAAUGAUGCGUUUAAUUAUGUGACAGCUGGUAGUCAGCAAGCACAGGUAACUGUACAAUGUCGACAAACGAUGGUAAAUAAAAAGUUGUAUUGUAGUGUUGGAUGUAUCAUAAUUAUUGGCUUAAUUUUAAUUGUUUUUAUUAUUUAUUUUUUAAUUAAAUGA
Brugia pahangi is the source of this 390-nucleotide messenger RNA. The record is from the annotation of a GenBank genome assembly. NCBI's taxonomy places the organism in Eukaryota, Metazoa, Nematoda, Chromadorea, Rhabditida, Onchocercidae.